CCUUCUAUAUGAGGCUCACUAACAAAAACGCAGUCGGCCGUACGUCACCUGACAACACGACGGACUGUCGGCAAGGCCGAACGGUGUGUGCUUUGGCUUCAUUUUUGGGUUGAAAUCCUUUCAAUAGGAAUGCCUACUAUUAAAUUGCAAAGUUCGGAUGGGGAGAUAUUUGAAGUGGACGUUGAAAUUGCGAAACAGUCUGUGACUAUAAAAACUAUGUUGGAAGAUUUAGGGAUGGAUGAUGAAGGAGAUGAUGACCCUGUUCCACUUCCUAAUGUAAAUGCAGCCAUCCUUAAAAAGGUUAUCCAGUGGUGCACUCACCACAAAGAUGACCCCCCUCCUCCUGAAGAUGAUGAGAACAAAGAGAAGAGAACUGAUGAUAUCCCUGUGUGGGACCAGGAGUUCCUCAAAGUUGACCAGGGAACACUUUUUGAACUUAUUUUGGCAGCAAACUAUUUGGACAUUAAGGGAUUACUAGAUGUGACAUGCAAGACUGUUGCAAAUAUGAUCAAGGGUAAAACUCCUGAGGAAAUAAGGAAGACAUUCAACAUUAAAAAUGAUUUCACCGAAGAAGAAGAAGCACAGGUUCGCAAAGAGAACCAGUGGUGUGAAGAGAAAUGAGCUGUGAGGCUUUGCUGCAAGUGUUGCUUCACAUCUUGGCUGCACUACUCUGAUACACCUUGGUGUUCCUGAAGAAAACCAGAGUGGUAUCUCUCGUUUACUCAACGCAUGGUUACCCAUUUGCUUGUAUGACCUAAUUUAAAAUGCUAGUUUCAGUGCUGUCGUGGAAGGAUUAAAGAAAUGUGCUUAUCUGUAGUCGUGAAGUGGGCUCAGUCUCUGUUGUAACCCCUCAACUGGUUUAAAUUUUUUUUUAAACUGAUUUUUUAAAAAUAAACUGCUUUGUUUGGUUAACUGCAGAAUGUACGACUGAAGGACCAUGCAUAUUUUUAUUAAUGGCAGAAGCUGCCUUUCAGUGUAGUACGUGUGUGGCACCCCAACAGACUCCAGGUGUGCAAUGCAGACACCUACCAUCUUUGCUUGCCGUUUUGGUUCAUUUUACAUACAGACAUUUUAUUGGUCGUGCUUAAGUCCUGCAGUUACGUUUUUGGGUUGACAUCCAUGACCUGGAAGAAGAAUUAAUAAAUAAGUUUUAAAACUC
Brienomyrus brachyistius is the source of this 1159-nucleotide messenger RNA. RefSeq names its product S-phase kinase-associated protein 1. Gene Ontology annotation, molecular function: cullin family protein binding. Lineage: Eukaryota; Metazoa; Chordata; Actinopteri; Osteoglossiformes; Mormyridae. The record is from RefSeq and is a predicted model, not a curated record. Gene Ontology annotation, cellular component: cytoplasm; nucleus. Bases 130 to 621 code for a protein of 163 amino acids. The transcript has 6 exons. Gene Ontology annotation, biological process: SCF-dependent proteasomal ubiquitin-dependent protein catabolic process.